AUGGCUGAUGAGAGACCUACGCCUAGGGAUGAAGAUAUCCCGGGCGGUUUUCCUGUUACGCCAAGCGUGAACUCGAUUGAUCAGAUUACCCCAACGGGACAUGUCACUGAUAGACGCCUCGAGGCCGGCUUUGCGGGCCGUGAUACUGCGACAGGCCCUGCGGCUACGACGUACGAUAAUGUCACCAGCGCCAGUUCAGCCUCGUUUGGCGCGACUGGGGCGUUAGCCUCUGAGCCUCACGCACCUAUUCUCGAUCGCAACUCUUCAUCAAGCACCGUUCUCCCUCGCGGCAAAUCCACCGAAGAAAAGCGCGACAGCUCUUCCUCCAACUCCCCCAACGAACCAAUCUUUGCCCCGAUUAAAUCUCACACCGAAACCACCGCGGAACCUCCCCUCGAGAAACGCAAAUCUCAUCGCACUGAAGAUGAUCUUUUCCGCGUGCUAUCCCGUCGUCGCACCAACGCUUCAACUCCCGCCGAAAAAGAUGAAGAGCACCAAGAUAAUGAAGAACUUGACCGUCUCAUGUCUCGCAUCUUUGGUCAAAAGCGCCAACAACAGAGUGAAGAGGAGAAAACGCGCCAUAGCGGUGUUAUCUUCCGUGGCCUCACUGUUCGCGGUGUUGGUCUCGGUUCAAGUCUUCAACCGACCGUUGGAGAUUUCUUCCUUGGGCUGCCGAGAAAAUUGGGAAAGCUGGUUACUCAAGGACCCAAGGCAGCUAUGGCGAAACCACCUGUUAGAGAACUUAUUAGUAAUUUCGACGGUUGUGUUAGACCCGGUGAAUUACUUCUUGUUCUCGGCCGUCCAGGCGCAGGAUGCAGUACAUUCCUCAAAACAUUCUGCAACCAACGCGCCGGCUUCGAAUCCGUUGAAGGACAAGUAACAUACGGCGGAACCGACGCAUCAACAAUGGCCAAAGACUUCCGCGGUGAAAUCAUCUACAACCCCGAAGACGACCUCCACUACGCCACGCUCUCCGUAAAGCGCACCCUCACAUUCGCUCUUCAGACCCGCACACCAGGCAAAGAAUCCCGUCUCGAAGGCGAAACACGUCAAGACUACGUCCGCGAAUUUCUGCGCGUCGUCACAAAACUCUUCUGGAUCGAACAUACCCUCGGCACAAAAGUCGGCAACGAAUUCAUCCGCGGUGUUUCGGGCGGUGAGCGCAAACGCGUUUCUAUCGCUGAAGCUAUGAUAACGCGAGCUUCGGUGCAGGGUUGGGAUAAUUCCAGUAAAGGUCUUGAUGCGAGUACGGCGGUUGAGUAUGUCAAGUCUAUUCGCGCCAUGACGAAUAUGGCUGAUACGUCGACUGCUGUUUCGCUAUAUCAAGCUGGCGAGACGCUUUAUGAGCUCGUUGAUAAGGUUUUGCUUAUUGAUGAGGGAAAGUGUCUUUACUACGGACGCGCGGAAGAUGCGAAGAAGUAUUUUCUCGAUCUUGGUUUCGAGUGUCCUGAGCGUUGGACUACAGCUGAUUUUCUGACGAGUGUUACGGAUGAGCAUGAGCGCAGUAUCCGCGAAGGUUGGGAGAAUCGUAUCCCGCGUACGGCGGGGGAGUUUUCUGACGCAUACCGCCGCAGCGAAGAUUAUCAGAAAAAUCUCCGCGACAUUGACGCUUUCGAGGCUGAACUUGAAACGCUAGCUGAAGAACGACGACGCAAUGAGAGUGAGAAGAGUAAGAAGAAGAAUUACGAGAUUGCGUUCCACAAACAAGUCAUGGCCUGCACGCACCGCCAAUUCCUCGUCAUGUUCGGCGACAAGGCAUCCCUCUUUGGAAAAUGGGGCGGUUUAUUAUUCCAAGGCCUCAUCGUCGGUUCACUCUUCUACAACCUCCCCGACACAGCCGCCGGAGCAUUUCCUCGCGGCGGUGCCCUUUUCUUCCUUCUUCUCUUCAACGCCCUUCUGGCCCUCGCUGAACAAACAGCUGCUUUCGAGUCGAAGCCUAUUCUUCUCAAGCAUAAAUCCUUUUCGUUCUAUCGCCCUUCUGCAUUCGCUAUCGCGCAGACUGUCGUUGAUGUCCCGCUUGUUUUUAUACAGGUCAUCAUCUUCAAUGUCAUCAUCUACUUCAUGGCCAACCUCGCGAGAACGGCGUCGCAGUUUUUCAUCUCGUGUCUUAUUCUUUGGCUCGUCACUAUGGUGACGUAUGCGUUCUUCAGGGCUAUUUCAGCUUGGUGCGGGACUUUGGAUGUCGCGACGAGGUUUACUGGUGUUGCGAUUCAGAUUCUCGUUGUGUAUACGGGCUAUCUCAUUCCGCCGGACUCGAUGCAUCCUUGGUUUGGGUGGCUACGAUGGAUUAAUUGGAUUCAGUACGGUUUUGAGUGUCUCAUGGCUAAUGAGUUCGCUUAUCUCACUCUCUCAUGCGAGCCGCCAUAUCUCGUGCCUCAAGGCCCGAAUGCACGGCCUCAGAACCAGGGCUGUACUCUCGCGGGUGCAUCGCCUGGUUCAACUUCUGUGUCUGGCGCGUCAUACAUUCAACAAUCCUUCACAUAUACCCGUUCUCAUCUCUGGCGCAAUUUCGGUUUCCUCUGGGCUUUCUUCAUCUUUUUCGUCUUCCUCACUGCUCUUGGUAUGGAACUCAUGAAGCCCAACGUCGGAGGCGGUGCAAUUACUGUCUUUAAGCGAGGACAAGUUCCUAAAAAGGUUGAGGAGUCUAUCGCAACCGGUGGUCGAGCCAAGGGCGACAAGCACGAUGAAGAGUCUGGUCGCAGUGAUCCCGCCGCGAAUGGUGACGCUGAACGUACCAAGAGCGAUGAACAGAUUACCCAAGAAGUCGCAAAGAAUGAAACGGUGUUUACGUUCCAGAACAUCAAUUACACGAUUCCCUACGAGAAAGGAGAGAGGAAACUCCUCAACGAUGUACAAGGCUACGUUCGGCCUGGUAAAUUGACAGCUCUCAUGGGCGCCUCUGGCGCCGGUAAAACAACCCUUCUCAACGGUCUCGCCCAACGUCUCAACUUCGGCACCAUAACAGGCGAUUUUCUCGUCGACGGCCGUCCCCUUCCGAAAUCCUUCCAACGCGCAACUGGCUUCGCUGAACAAAUGGACAUUCACGAACCCACCGCCACAGUGCGCGAAGCCCUCCAAUUCUCCGCACUACUUCGUCAACCAAAAGAAGUAUCGAAGCAGGAGAAGAUGGAGUACUGCGAGACUAUUAUUGAUCUUCUUGAAAUGCGCGAUAUUGCUGGUGCGAUCAUUGGUACAGUUGGACAGGGCCUUAACGCAGAGCAGAGGAAGCGCUUGACGAUUGGUGUUGAACUAGCGUCCAAGCCGGAGUUGCUUAUGUUUUUGGAUGAACCGACUUCUGGUCUUGACUCGGGCGCUGCGUUCAAUAUUGUGCGCUUCCUUCGAAAGCUGGCUGAUGCAGGACAAGCCGUUCUUUGUACGAUCCAUCAACCCUCUGCCGUUCUCUUCGAAAACUUCGAUGAACUCUUGCUUCUCAAAUCAGGUGGGCGCGUGGUUUAUCACGGUCCUUUGGGGCAUGAUUCAGAGAACUUGAUCAAGUACUUUGAGUCCAACGGCGGACCGAAAUGUCCUCCGCACGCUAAUCCAGCGGAGUACAUGCUCGAUGCAAUUGGUGCUGGAAAUCCUGACUACGAUGGUCAAGACUGGGGCGACGUCUGGGCGGACUCUUCAGAGCGACAGAAGCGCUCGCAGGAGAUUGAAGAGAUGAUUGAACGCCGACGUAACGUCGAACCCUCAAAAAGUCUCAAAGAUGAUCGCGAGUACGCCAUGCCUUUAUCAACACAGACAUACGCCGUUGUUCGUCGCAGUUUCAUUUCAUUCUGGCGCUCACCCGAUUACAUCUUUGGUAACUUUAUGCUUCACAUCGCAACAGGUCUCUUCAACUGUUUCACCUUCUACAAGAUCGGUUUCGCAUCCAUCGAUUACCAAAACAGGCUGUUCUCCAUCUUCAUGACGCUCACGAUUAGUCCGCCUCUUAUUCAGCAGCUCCAGCCCGUUUUUCUCAAAUCACGGCAGAUAUUCCAGUGGAGAGAGAAUAACGCCAAGAUUUACAGCUGGGUCGCUUGGACUACGGCUGUUGUUGUCGUUGAGAUUCCGUAUCGUAUCGUUGCGGGUGGUAUUUACUUCAAUUGCUGGUGGUGGGGAGUUUUCGGAUGGCGUGCCUCGGCUUUUACAUCGGGUUUUGCAUUCUUGCUUGUUCUGCUGUUUGAGCUUUACUACGUUUCCUUCGGCCAAGCCAUCGCUGCCUUUGCACCCAACGAACUCCUCGCAUCUCUCCUUGUCCCCAUCUUCUUCCUCUUCGUCGUAUCCUUCUGCGGCGUCGUCGUUCCGCCACAAGGUCUUCCUACCUUCUGGCGCGAAUGGAUGUACUGGCUCACUCCCUUCCACUAUCUCCUCGAAGGCUUCCUCGGCGCAGCGAUUCACGACCAGCCUGUUCGUUGCGAAGAGGGCGAAUUUGCGCGCUUUGAACCGCCCAGUGGUCAAUCGUGCGAUGAGUACGUUGAACCGUUUAUUCAGCGCGCUGGCGGCUAUGUGCGCACUGGAUCAGAUGGAUACUGUGAGUUUUGCCAGUAUGCUACUGGCGAUGAGUUUGGAGCGGGAUUUAGUGUGUACUAUAGGAAUAUCUGGAGGGAUUUUGGUAUUUUUUGCGCUUUUAUUGCGUUUAAUUAUGCGGUGGUUUACUUUGCGACUUGGAUGCGGUUUAGAGGGAAGAAUCCGUUCAAGGGACUUUUGCAGAAGAGGAAGUCUUAG
Molecule: messenger RNA, 4707 nt
Organism: Fusarium redolens
Lineage: Eukaryota; Fungi; Ascomycota; Sordariomycetes; Hypocreales; Nectriaceae
Product: ABC-2 type transporter-domain-containing protein
Exons: 2
Coding region: 1-4707 (1568 amino acids)
Biological process (GO): transmembrane transport
Cellular component (GO): membrane
Molecular function (GO): ABC-type transporter activity; ATP hydrolysis activity; ATP binding
Source: RefSeq, a predicted model, not a curated record